AUGAUAUACAAUAAUGUAUCUGUUAAUAAUAAUAAUAAUAAUAAUAAUAAUAAUAAUAAUAAUAAUAAUAAUAAUAAUAAUAAUAAUAAUAACAACAACAACAAUAAUAAUAAUAAUAAUAAUAACAAUAAUAAUAAUAAUAACAAUAAUAAUAAUAAUAAUAAUAAUAAUAAUAAUAAUAAUAAUAAUAAUAAAGACAGUGACAACAAUUCGCUGAACACAGCAACAGAGAAGAGGAAGAAAUAA
This is a messenger RNA of Schistosoma margrebowiei, 246 nucleotides long. NCBI's taxonomy places the organism in Eukaryota, Metazoa, Platyhelminthes, Trematoda, Strigeidida, Schistosomatidae. The record is from the annotation of a GenBank genome assembly.